Messenger RNA from Grus americana (Whooping crane), 2615 nucleotides. It is a transcript of the gene ATP6V0D1, whose product is annotated as ATPase H+ transporting V0 subunit d1. Bases 238 to 1395 code for a protein of 385 amino acids. Gene Ontology annotation, biological process: vacuolar acidification; vacuolar transport; proton transmembrane transport. NCBI's taxonomy places the organism in Eukaryota, Metazoa, Chordata, Aves, Gruiformes, Gruidae. Gene Ontology annotation, molecular function: proton-transporting ATPase activity, rotational mechanism. The record is from RefSeq and is a predicted model, not a curated record. The transcript is spliced from 9 exons. Gene Ontology annotation, cellular component: plasma membrane proton-transporting V-type ATPase complex; proton-transporting V-type ATPase, V0 domain; early endosome.
UAUGAGCUGGUGGGGUAUUGGGUCACUGUCCGUGUGGGGCUUAUAGGACAGGCUUUGAUGACAGGCAGAUGUCUGAAAGACUGAGUGAUGGGUUGAUUCCUUGCUAUGACAAAGCAAACUUGCAGGAGAGGAUAGUAAUGUUACUGUGGAUCUGAAGUCUCUCAAGAAAAUGUCAUCUGAAAUGUCGAGGUGUGGUGUUCGCACAGCGGUGCCUUGAAUUAAGCUUCAGUUGUGUUUAUGCCUCAUACACAGUCAGCUGCAUCGAAACCAGAGGGCCUGAUCCAAGAGCUGGAAGGAGGUGGCUCAUCAAGAGACCCGAGAGCAAGGUGGCUUCUUGCAGCCUCAAAAGUAAGAGCGGAGUUGCAAGUCAUGAUGAUACCAAAAGGAACUGAUGGUUUUGGAGGAGCAGAAUUGGAGUUGAGGAAACAAGCUGAAACCUUUGGAAGCUUCCCUACUGAAGUAAGGCACGACUUAAAACUGCACCUCCAGAGCACAGACUAUGGGAACUUCCUGGCCAAUGAAGCCUCCCCGCUCACCGUCUCUGUCAUAGACGACAAGCUGAAGGAGAAGAUGGUGGUGGAGUUUCGUCACAUGAGGAACCAUGCAUAUGAGCCCCUAGCAAGUUUUCUGGACUUCAUCACGUACAGCUACAUGAUUGACAACGUCAUUCUGCUGAUCACUGGGACCCUGCACCAGCGUUCAAUCUCCGAACUGGUGCCCAAGUGCCAUCCUCUGGGAAGUUUCGAGCAGAUGGAAGCCGUGAACAUUGCUCAGACGCCUGCAGAGCUCUACAAUGCAAUCCUGGUGGACACUCCCCUGGCUGCUUUCUUCCAAGACUGCAUAUCUGAACAGGACCUGGAUGAAAUGAACAUUGAAAUCAUUCGAAACACACUGUAUAAGGCUUACCUGGAGUCCUUCUACAAGUUCUGCAAGGUGCUGGGAGGUACCACAGCAGAUGCCAUGUGCCCGAUCCUGGAGUUCGAAGCUGACCGGAGGGCCUUCAUUAUCACCAUUAACUCAUUUGGUACUGAGCUGUCCAAGGAGGACCGAGCAAAGCUGUUCCCACACUGUGGCAAACUCUACCCUGAGGGCCUGGCUCAGCUGGCCAGAGCAGAUGACUACGAACAAGUCAAAAAUGUUGCUGACUACUACCCUGAGUACAAGCUGCUGUUUGAAGGGGCUGGCAGCAACCCUGGAGACAAGACUCUUGAAGACAGGUUUUUUGAGCAUGAGGUGAAGUUGAACAAGCUGGCCUUCCUCAACCAAUUCCACUUUGGAGUCUUCUACGCCUUCGUAAAGCUGAAGGAGCAGGAGUGCCGUAACAUUGUGUGGAUCGCAGAGUGCAUCGCUCAGCGGCACAGGACCAAGAUCGACAACUACAUUCCCAUCUUCUAACCCUGCUCUGCUCCUGUCCGACCCUCCCGCCCCUGGAGUCCAGAGGGACCCCUGUCUAACUCCCUGAAUUACCCCUUGCCCAGACUCCAGGGAUGUCCCAUCUGUGGAACUGGCUCAGAUGAGGAAACUGUACAGUUGCUAGUUAAAUUAUUCACAAGCUGAAGUUUGUGUGUGCUGUGAGGGGUCCGGAGGGACCAGUGGCACAGGCUUGGCCCUGUGUAGCAGGAGGGACACCUCCUGUUGUGUAUCUAAUAGUCCCCAUGUUACUGUACUAAUCCACUGUAUGCGCUUAGGCUCAUAGAGCAAGCACCAGCCGGGGGAUUGCUGCCUCCGAGAGGUUCCCACUGCCGCAGAGGAAUGCAUCGGGUCUGCCGUGGCUGGGGAUCCUCUCUGUCAGUGCUCUGUGCGCCUCCUAGUCAGUGUUGUUCCUGUGAGAUUUAGUUUGUGAUUUGUAGCGUAGCCCAUGCUGCUGUGCAAUCCCUGCAUCCCCCUGUAGCUAACCCUGACCUGGGAGAGACUGGGCAGCCCUGGCCAGGACUGGGAAUGCGAGGGCAGAGCCAGAUCUCCAGCACCAUUUGCACUAGCGCAGCUUUGCCAUGUCCUCAGAAGCGAGUCUCAUCAGCCUCCCCUCUGCCCUGCAGCUUGAAAGGGCUCUGUAAGCUGGCUGAGCUCCUUCCUCCUCUGAAAACCCACAACCAUCCAAGAGUCGGGGCUCCUCUUGGCUCUGUGGAUGGUGCUGGACCCCUGCACCCCCCGGUGCAGACAUCCAGGCUGGUGCAGCCUCCUCCCCUGCGCGGGGCAUCUGGACUGGCACGGCCGUGCAGCUGUACGGACACAGCUGGCUGUUGGGCAGGGCAGCCCUCAGAUCAGGCUCCACGUUGUCACCUGGAUGAGUACAGAGGGGGGCCAGUGGCAGAAAUGUCCCACGCCCCGUCCAGGCCCUGCUUGUCUGUGGUUAGGGGGUGGGAGCCAAGCCCUUGGCAUGGUGUGGCAGCCCUGCUCCUGGCUGCCAGCUCCCACUGGCACUUGAGAUCUGGGAGAUGCCCCGGGCUGGUGUGGCAGUGGGGAAGCCUUGCCGGUGGGAAACACGUGCUUGGUGCUGCUGCUGGGAGGGAUGGAUGGAGAGCGGCUCUGUCCCAGCUUGUGCUGUGGUCACCUCUGCGGUGUUUGUUAUGCCAUGACCCCCUCCUCUCUACACCAAUAAAUACCUGCCUAUUGCA